This is a messenger RNA of Brugia malayi, 387 nucleotides long. RefSeq lists its product as uncharacterized. Bases 1 to 387 code for a protein of 128 amino acids. NCBI's taxonomy places the organism in Eukaryota, Metazoa, Nematoda, Chromadorea, Rhabditida, Onchocercidae. The transcript has 4 exons. The record is from RefSeq and is a predicted model, not a curated record.
AUGUUGAAAGUAGAAAUCUUUGACCAACUCACAUUAGAUUCUGUGUUGGAAUCUAUAGCAAAGCGAUCCAAGUUAUCUAAUCCAUUGAUUGGUAUUACACAUGGUUCCUUGCAAGUUGAUAAUCCUUUAAUUCGGUAUAAGACAAAUGUUCCACGACCGCAGCAGACUAGUUAUGCUUUAUCAAUUAAAUCUCCAAAUGAUGACAAGGAUUCGAAAGUGCUAGUCAGACCACUGCCAGCUGCGAAUAUGGAUUUUGAUGUAAAAGUAACUGGAAACUCGGACGAAGAAUCAUCGGAAGGGAACAGUAUCAGUGACGAUCUUCAAGGUAUAAAUGGAAACGAAGUUUUCAACGAGUUUGGAGGGCAAACGAUUCCUAUAAGCCGCUGA